Molecule: messenger RNA, 1641 nt
Organism: Hibiscus syriacus
Lineage: Eukaryota; Viridiplantae; Streptophyta; Magnoliopsida; Malvales; Malvaceae
Product: protein JASON-like
Exons: 7
Coding region: 114-1592 (492 amino acids)
Biological process (GO): male meiosis II
Source: RefSeq, a predicted model, not a curated record
AAAUUCAAAAAACGACACAACGACUCUCCUUCCUUCUUCUCCAUUUUUUUGUUAAAUCAGCGAUUGUUAAUUCUGGAAAAAUAAUCCAAAAACCAAAAAAUCUAAUAAACCAAAUGGUAUGCGGUUUUCUGAAUCAAGAGUUAGGGUUAGGGACAAUCACGAGAUCAGCGGUGAGAUUUCUUGAUCAGACGGUGUGCAGAGCUAUGGGGUGUUUCUUCCAAUGCUUUGGCGUCAGAAACGAUCGUUCCCGCCUUCAUCUCGUCUCUUCCUUGUCCAAAUCCACCGAUCAUGCAGUUUCUCGAGAUCGCCUGUCAUCUCUCUUUGUUGAUGGUGAGAAACGGAAAUCUUCAUCCAACGAUUUGGAUUCUCCACAAAUUGAUAAACGUCUCAUUGAUGAGGCAAAAUUCCUCAAAGCUUGUGGCACGAUACCAGAGACUCCGGUUGAAAUUCGCAAAGCAUGUCAGAAGUUUAAACAGUCCCCACCUUGUGGUGUAGAAUCAGAGACUUCUAAAUUCCGUUCUUGGCUUCCAAACACACCCAUUGAUAAGUUUAAGUUGGAUAAGCAAUCUGAUCACCCGCCUACUCCAAAUAAACUUUUCGAGGAGUUGGAAAGGUCAGAUUCUCCGGUGAACACUCCUAGCAGUUGUAUAUCGGAUGCAGCAAACACUGGGAUGUCCACCAUGAUUUCUAUUGAAGGUAGUGAGGCGAUGACUACUGAUAAAACAGUCAAGAGCGGUGUCAUCUCAACUUCAGCUUAUGGAAAGAACAAGUCUGUGCGGUUUGAAUGUGAAUCUUAUGCUUCUUCUUCUAAAAUUGAAAAUAUUGGUCAAAAUCCAGAGAAACUUGAACCACUAGGCUAUCUAAGUGCAUCAAAAUACUCACCAAACCCAACCCCGUCAAAGCUUUCUGAUGAAAUGCAAACCCCAGGAACUGUUUUUCCCUCAAACUUGGAAAAAUUGGCAAAUGGGAAUACUAGGAUCCGAUCUGAAUAUGUUCAUUCGGUUUUGAAUCCGGUUGGGAAUGCCUCUCUGUUGAAUGCAAUGAAGGAAGAGCCAUUUAGUUCCAAAGAGAUGUUUGAUGAGCUGAAAGAAUCCCCUGAACGAUUAGAAAAUGCCAUCCCAAAGCUAGAAGUGGGAGUGAAACAAACUUCACUUUUGAAAGAUUCAGAGGAUGAAGGAGGCUUGUCUUCUUGGCUGAAGCCGAAACAGAAUGCCAUUGAUGGUCCUAACAAGAAUCUUCAUGUCACAUUCAGCAAAACCCCUCAUAUUAGUAAAACCCCAGGGGAUAGACCCAUCAUUGGUUUGGUGGCUGCUCACUGGAAAGAAGAUGAAUCUUCCCGCAUCUCACCCAAGUGGUGGGAUGGCAAUGGAAUCCCAAAUUCAACUACUAAAUACAAGGAGGAUCAGAAAGUGGCUUGGCAUGCAACCCCAUUUGAAGAAAGGCUGGAAAAGGCUUUGUCAGACGAGAGUCUCAUCUCUCAGAGGAAGCAUGUUGAACAACCACUGAUGUGGCUUGAUGUGGUUGAUGAAGGGGACGCAGCUCAGUCUCAGCUGCGACCAGCUUCACAUUCCAAGUCAGUCGUUUCAUUCUGACUGUAGCUAUCUUGCUUUUCCUUAAAAUCUCAGGUUUACAUUUGAUGAA